AUAGAAUUUUCUUGGCAAGUGACUUAAUAUUGAAUAUUUACUUGCACCAACAUAGCACAUGUUCAUCUUAAAAAUUAGUGAUUUUUUAGCGAAAUUAUGAACGAAAAGGCAAUAUUUAAGCUUUGUAAAGACGAGGGGUGCUGCGACGCAUGUGCCCUGCGUUACUUAGGGCUCCAUCACCCGCGGGUGUACGAAAAUGUGAAGGAAUCUGCGGAGAAGUAUCAAGAUGAGCAAGACCAAAAAGAAAACAAUAGCACAGAGAACAGUACCAACGGUGAAUCAGACAAUCCUGAAGAGCCAGAAGCCAAGCGUAGAAGAGGAGCGGUGUGCAUGAGCUGCCUCGGUCUUCUGCAGCAGAGUACUUGGGAUGACAGCUGCCGACUAGCGAAGGAGAUACUGGAUAAGAAGGGGUAUGACUGUACGACGUUCGCCUGUGCCCUGUCAGCUCCCAUCGCCACAAUCGUGAGAGAGAAAUACAUGCAACUCACUAUCAAAGACAAGUACCCGGAGUAUGAUAUGGAUCGAGUAACAUCACUAAAGGAAGCCUGGAAGUGGUCGUUCGGCACCCGCCUGGCGAGUCACAUAGGUCUGACGUUAGACUCUGGAGCCGUGUGCCCACUAUUACUGACCCUGCACUAUGAAUAUCCGGACGAUGUUCAGGAGCUAGAAGUCCUCAAGAGCAUAUCGCCGUCCUCCUUCGCGCCGCACAAGCGGCCGGCUGUCGAUGUGACACGGCGCGGCGCGGAGCAAGCGUUGGAUAAGGCGACGCUGCCGCAAUUACGGCUGCAAGCGCCGGCCGCCGCCGCGCGGGCGGUCGCCUGCGCCGCGGCUAGGGCGCCGCUUUAUAUCGGGGGACGGUACAUAAAGUUAUCCCGACACCUGCCUCAAACCCCAUGGCUGGUUCGCGGUCAACGCAUGAUGGAGUCAUCAGUGCAAGAAAUAAUCUUCCAUCCCAUAGCUGAUUUGUACAAACUGGCGCCCGAAGAAAUGGAGCAUCGACUCAAGUUCGUGUCGGCGGGCCGAGAAGAUGUCGACGUGCGUUGCCUAGGCGACGGCCGCCCCUUCGCAGUUGAGAUUUCGGACCCGCGACGCGAGUUGACUAAAGAAGAAUUAGAGAAAGCAUGCGAACAGAUCUCGACUAGCGGGUCAGUGGUCGUCAAAUAUAUGGUGCACGUGACCAAAGAUGACUUGACGGAACUAAAAAGGGGGGAGGAGAGCAAAUGCAAAGAAUACGAGGCCCUUUGCAUCAAACUCACACACGCUGAUGACGAGCAAGCGUGUCCCGACGCGCCCGUGGAGGUGACAGCGGCAGACAUCGAGAGAAUCAACGCCUACACGAACACUGGAGGAUCCGGGGAUGUCGGCACGAACGGCACGGUCGACACGGACGGUACGGACGGCGCUGUCCGUAUCCGAAUCGUGCAGAAGACGCCAUUACGCGUGUUACACCGACGCCCGUUACUCGCGCGUACACGUGCUAUACUCGCUCUGAAGGCGCAUAGCGUGCCAGAUCAUCCGUCCCUCUUCCGGCUGACGAUCCGCACGACAGCCGGCACGUACGUGAAGGAGUGGUGUCACGGCGAGCUCGGGCGCACGGCGCCGUCCCUGCGCGCCGCGCUCCGCGCCCGCGCCGACAUCCUGGCGCUCGACGUCGCCUCCGUGCUGCUUCCGUGGCCGCCGCGACGCGCCGACUAGAUUAUACACUAUAACUGUAAUAAACUCAUUUAUAGACAUCU
Messenger RNA from Leguminivora glycinivorella, 1736 nucleotides. RefSeq names its product tRNA pseudouridine synthase Pus10 (gene Pus10). The record is from RefSeq and is a predicted model, not a curated record. Bases 97 to 1695 code for a protein of 532 amino acids. Lineage: Eukaryota; Metazoa; Arthropoda; Insecta; Lepidoptera; Tortricidae. Gene Ontology annotation, molecular function: RNA binding; pseudouridine synthase activity. The transcript has 13 exons. Gene Ontology annotation, biological process: tRNA pseudouridine synthesis.